AGCGGUGUUAUACACAGACGCAAUACACACCGGCAUGCCUCGACGUGCACAUCGGCUCUCCACAACAACGUGCAUCCAUCAUACAAAACAGAAGAGUCAUUCUCGCACGCUCUUUUCUUCAGGCAGUCAUGAAGACGGCGCCGGUGCGUCGUGCACGACGCGGGCCAUCGUACUUCUACAGGAGCUCCUCCGCCUCAAUUGAAGGCAGCGUGCGAUUUGGUGAGGGCUGCGUGGUGCUCCCGCACGCCCGCAUCUCCGUCCCGCCGGGCUUCGUGCUGGACGUCGGCCCCUUCACCCUCUUUGCGGACUUCGCAGAGCUGCACAUCACCACGUCGGAGGGGGUGGCUGCGCAGCCGCCCCCUCACAGUCCAGCCGCUGCCACGAAGAUUUGCAUCUGCAGCCACAACCACUUCCAGUCGUACGCAAGCGUCCGCUUUCACCUCGAGGCCGCGGAUGAAAGCGGCGUUGAGGAUCAGGAGGCGUGCCAUUCGUCGCCGGCCCGUGCAACCGCCAUCGAGCUGCUGGGGACGGGGAACGUCUUCCAGCCUUUCACCUCGGUGCACGCGCGCGUUGGCACACGUCAGCCGAGCUGCUCCUCCUCCUCCUCCCCACUCCACCACCGUGACAGCAGCCACCGAGACGCACGUGCAUCGCAGAGCAACGAGCCCGCGCUGCAUCCGUGGCAGCUGGGCAGCUUCAACGUCUUUACGACCCACUCGCGCCUUCGUCUUCCUCUGCCACCCGCUGCGGUCUGUCACGGCGCACCUGCGACGCGCGAAGAGGUGGGCAUGCCGUGCUGUGUUCAGGCGGAGGAGCGUCGUGGCUCGCACUCGCCUCCAGUUCCGGCCAUGCCACCGUUAGACGGUGCCGACGUGCAUCGGCUUGAGAUCGGCGAGGUCGAAGCGAAUAGCCAGGCAGCCGCGCCUGCCAUGUCCGUUGAGGGACGCUUAUUUGAAGAGCACUCCAGAAACGAGGGAAGGGAUGCGGAGGGCGAUGGAAGAGCUGUACUGUCGCCCACGCCGCUCUCCUCUUCUUUGGUUGCGGCUGGCGUGGCUUCUUCCCCGGUUGUUGCUGCUUCUGCGAGUGCAAGCAUCAGCACCACCACAGCAGCAGCACCAGCGCGAAUGGAGAGCAUGGUUUACCUGUCUGAUGACGACGCAACGGCGGUGCGUACCGGUGCGAAAGGCUCUCAUUGCACCAUUGCCCUUCCCCGCUACGGCGUCCGCAGCGUGGCGGAGCUGCCGACCAUCAUUAAGCGGAUCAUCGAUCAUGACGAAACCCCAAAGGCUGAACGCGCAGCACACUCGCCGUCACCACCACCAUCAUCAUCACCGCUGCGGAUCUCGCCAGCGCCUUCGUCUCCCGUUGCCGCCGCAGCGAUGGCGGCUGCGCUGGCGAACUUGGAAGGCUAUGUGGAUUCGGUGCAUCCCGACCUGCGCGCCUACGCGGAGCAGCGCGUCCUCGCGGAGGCGGAGCAGCUAUGUCGCUUCUACAUUCGUCAAUACGUUGAAGAGACGGACUUGCACCCCGUGGCCGCGCAGGACGCGGCGGACUAA
Leptomonas pyrrhocoris is the source of this 1556-nucleotide messenger RNA. RefSeq lists its product as hypothetical. The transcript has a single exon. Bases 129 to 1556 code for a protein of 475 amino acids. Lineage: Eukaryota; Euglenozoa; Kinetoplastea; Trypanosomatida; Trypanosomatidae. The record is from RefSeq and is a predicted model, not a curated record.